This is a messenger RNA of Branchiostoma floridae (Florida lancelet), 1976 nucleotides long. RefSeq names its product WD repeat-containing protein WRAP73-like. Gene Ontology annotation, biological process: protein localization to mitotic spindle pole body; mitotic sister chromatid segregation; microtubule anchoring at mitotic spindle pole body. The coding region runs from base 168 to 1502 and encodes 444 amino acids. Gene Ontology annotation, cellular component: microtubule organizing center; MWP complex; mitotic spindle. The record is from RefSeq and is a predicted model, not a curated record. Gene Ontology annotation, molecular function: protein binding. NCBI's taxonomy places the organism in Eukaryota, Metazoa, Chordata, Leptocardii, Amphioxiformes, Branchiostomatidae. The transcript has 11 exons.
CAUCAUCCCACCGAGGACCGCUCAUUUCGAAAAUGGCGCCACUUCCGGGUUGUUCACGCUAGAAGGAACACUCUUGCCAAAAAAAGACACUUUUGCCAUGUUUUAAGUCAUUUCUACGGUACCUGUUCUAUUGAUUCAGAGGAACAGAUAGCUAACCGGCCGAUACAAUGAAUUUUUCUGACCUCUUCCAACAGACGAGCGGCCUGUGCCUUUUUUCGCCAAAUGGAAAAUACUUGGCUAACUGUGUGCAGUACCGGCUGAUUGUGCGUGAUGUCAGGACUCUACAGAUCCUGCACCUGUACACCUGUCUGGACGCUGUACAACACAUCGUGUGGUCACCUGACUCUCAGUUCAUCCUCUGUGGCAUGUACAAGAGGGGCAUAACUCAGGUUUGGUCCAUUGAACAGCCAGAGUGGACAUGUAAGAUAGACGAGGGUUCAGCCGGGCUGGAGUCUGUUUGCUGGAGCCCCGAUAGUCGCCACAUCCUCACCUUCGCCAACUUCCAGCUGCGUAUCACCGUCUGGUCCCUCAUCAACAAGUCUGUCUCCUACAUCAAGUACCCCAAGCAGGGCAAGAAAAUGUUAGACUUCACCAGCGAUGGUUCCUACAUGGCCCUGGCUGAGAGAAGAGACUGUAAAGACUACAUCAGUGUCUUCUCAUGUAAACAGUGGCAACUGAUGAAGCACUUUGAGACAGAUACGAAGGACCUGGCAGGGUUGGAGUGGGCUCCUAAUGGCCGGGCCUUGGCUGUCUGGGACUCUAUUCUGGAUUACAAACUGCUGCUGUACUCCCUGGAUGGACGCUGCCUGUCCACCUACAGUGCGUACGAGUGGGCGCUGGGCAUCAAGUGUGUCUCCUGGUCACCUUCCAGCCAGUUCCUCGCUGUGGGCAGCUUCGAUGAAAAGGUUCGCCUGCUGAAUCACCUGACCUGGAAGGUGAUCAUCGACUUUUCCCACCCUCCUCUGUUGGAAGGCAAGGCAGUUGUUUAUAAAGAAAUAGAGAAGAAGCUGCCCUCCCUGCAGGGUGAAGUGGACCCUCCCGGUGGAGCAGUGUUCACAGGGUCCAGUCACUACGAGGUGGUAUCCGAGCGCCCAGCUCAGAUUCCUGUCAUCAAGGCUGACCCAGAGAAGGCCAACCCCAAGAUAGGAGUCAGUCUGGCUGUCUUCAGUCCGGACAGCAAGUAUCUCGCCACCAGGAAUGACAACAUGCCGUGUGCCCUGUGGAUCUGGGACAUUCGACAACUGGCACUGGUGGCCAUACUACUGCAGGCAGCGCCUGUCAAACAUUUGGAAUGGGAUCCGUGUCAGUCCAGACUCGCCUUCUGCACAGGCACCAACAAAGUCUACAUGUGGUCACCUGCAGGGGCCUUGUCUGUGGAUGUACCUGUUGAAGCCUCAUUUCUGGUGCAGUCCCUGAGAUGGCACCCAGAGGGCGCUGCUGUACUGCUCAUGGGCAGAGAGAACAUGUGUAUGUGCUUCAUCGACCGCGACAAGAACAGGUGACAGUAACUUUUGAGGGCAGGCAAGAGACAAAACUGUCAAUCGAAUGGCAUAAUCUGGAAUGUGUGUACAUAGUAAUAUAUACAUGUAUGAUGUUGAGAAGUGCUGUAUUGAAAUAAACAUGUUGAUAAAUUUGUAUAUGUAGCUUACAAGGUUUGCAAAGACAUGGAUGAAAGGUAAAUGAAUGAAUGAGUGAGUUGCACCUUUACUGGCACUGUUUCAUACAGAAAUAGGGUCAAAUACAGGUAGAAACAAAUGGUGCUUUUAGAAGGAUAUGUGGAAGCACGAAACGUUUUAUCUCUUAUUAGUUUAUAUAGGUUUGAUAUUUGUAAAGCUGAAUGUAUGAAGUUCAUUCACAUAAUUCAAAUGAAGCAUACAUCACUGUCUGCAAUCUACUGGGUAUGAAUAAACUUUAUUGAAUUGUGUAUAUGAUGUAACAUUGCUUUGUUGUUGCUCUGUGAUAUUUAUAUUGUAUAG